AUGCCUACACCACUUCCAUCCAGUUUCGCUUCGGCCGCCGCCGGUAACACCCAAGACCCCAGUCGGAGGGGGGAUGGUUCGACCAGCGGAGAAUGGUCUCGAACCCGCAUGAAUGGAGCUACGCAGACCUUCCGUCGUCCGUCCGUUGCUACCAACACCCCUGCCCACCGGGAUAGUAGCCUGCCUGCAUCUGCUUCGACACCUGUUGGCGGCGCCUACAUCCCCCCACACAUGAGCUCAAAUACUUCUAGCAUUGCACGGAAUGGGGACUCCCGGUACUCCAAGGAUGAACUUCUAGAGCUGUAUAAGUCACAGCGCGACGUGGGAAGUUUGAACAGGAACGUGGAGGAAUACUUCGUGGCCGACUGGGAUCCUCACACAGUUUCAGCUCCCGCAAACGGUGCGUGGGGGAAGCGGGAUGACCACAAGAAUGGCUCCGCGGGGCCCGAGGUGUGUUGGGACCACGCUGGCCAGGUGGAACCUCUUGGGUUGACGGACAUGACGGAGGACGAGCGAGAGAUGUUCGCCGCCUCGGUCAAUUCCCCUCUGAAGCCACCCCCUACCAACGCCGCAAAGGAAAACGUUCUUCCCGGAACAGGUGGUCGCAAAUCUUCCAUCUCCUACCCCCAGGGCCAUAUCAAUAACUACAAUACGUCCUCUCCUACCGCCGGGCGCCCUGGUCCCCGCCGCAGGGAAACGGGCGAAUCGGUUGGAAAUCCCAUGUCUCCCACCGGCUCGAAUUCUCGAUUCUUCCGCGACGAGGCCAACACUUCUACCCCUCCACCUGCGUUGCUGCGUCGCAAGACCGACUUCCGAGAACCGAAUCCUAAGCUCGACGAGAAAGUGAAGGAUGGACGGGAGGAUCCCUCCUCUCCCUUUGGUUCUCUGAAGCGAAGCACCACUAAUCCCCUGAAUACCGGCGUGAGUGGACCCAACUCCCCUUGGGGAUCGGCUUCGCAUAACGCCAACUUCUCGCCGAUGGGCGCGUUCGGGGCGUUUUCUCUCGGCUCCAACGCGAACACCCCGACGACUGAAAAGAAACCCGGUUAUGGAAGUCUUCGCGGAGAAAGCAGGUUCAAGGGAUUACUGUCCAAGGACAGCUCUGAGGACAUCGCUGGCUCUGCCAAGGAAAAGCCUCUGAGUAACCUCGAGCGGCUUGCUGAAAGCGAGCUCGAUGCACGCUCCCAGUCGCCUUGGGGAGAGGCCGUCAAGACGCGUAUCAACCGCAGCGAAACUAAUCCAUUCGAUGAGCCCCGCAGUGGAAGCGCUGCUCUUGGCGGGUCCCAGGAUCUCGAGGGCCCGUCUCAGGCUGAUCUCGGAUUUGGCGCUUUCGGCAUGACCUCCAGCAUUCCCGGUUUCCGUGAAUUGAUGCAAAGCCAGGAAAAUUCCAGGAACCCCACUCCUAGUCUGCUGCAGGGCCACGAACCGACCAGUCCGACCAACACCAACCCUUACCAGAGCCCCCACGGUGAUCGCCACGGCGAGCGGGCUGAGCCUGAGGAUGUUGACACUGAUGGAUCGGAUAUUCAGCAAGCCCAGCAUCCUGGUAUCAGUGGACUUCGGGAUCCCAACCCAUUCGGCUCGAUGAGACGCGUCGGUUCGGGAAUGGAUCUUCCUUCCGUGGACCGCAGCCAGAACUCUAGUGUCAAUGCUAACCGCGGUUUCUCUGGCCUUGGCGGCCUGGGUGGCUUGUCUUCUCUUGGGGGACCCUCCGCUUGGUCGUCUGGCGGUGCCGUCGGCACUCCUACCCGCGAGCGCUCUGCUUUCGCUGGUGGGUUCGGCGAUCCUCUCUUCGGCUCCAUGGGUGAUCUUCAAUCUCCAAGCUUGUCUACUCUUGGCGGAGGGGGACUCUUCAGCCCCCAUGCUGGCAUGACUGGCACUGGAAGUAUUGGCCGAUCAAGCAAACUGGGUGCACUCUUCUCUUCGAUGCAAGACGAACAGGGACGACCGGACUCUGUGGGCUUGGAAGGCUUCGACCCCCAGCAGGCCGAGAAAGCUGGCCAAGCAAGCCAUCCUGGCUCGACGCCUACUUCGCAGACACCUGUCUCCGCUGUUGGCUCCAUGGCUAAUCUAGCUGGUCAGGAUAUUCAGCCGACUGGAACCCCUGGCGGCUCUAUUCCUACAUCUCAGCAACGCACCAUGGUCAUGCCCGAUAGGAUGCGUUGGAUCUACCGGGACCCGCAAGGAAAUAUCCAGGGCCCUUGGACCGGACUUGAGAUGCACGACUGGUUCAAGGCUGGGUUCUUCAGCCCCGAUCUGCAGAUCAAGAAGCUCGAAGACACUGAGUUCGAGCCACUUGCUCAGCUGGUGCGACGCAUUGGGAACUCCCGCGAGCCGUUCCUUGUCCCUCAAAUCGGCCUUCCUCACGGCCCCGAGCCUGCUGUUGCUCAAUGGACUCAGAACAGCAACGCCGGAUCUGCACAGCCUCCAUUCCCCGGCAGCUUCCCAAGCUUCGGCACUACGCUGACUGCCGAGCAACAGAAUGCCCUGGAACGCCGCAAGCAAGAAGAGCAGUACCUGAUGGCCCGACAGAAGGAGCAUUUGGCCCAGCAGCAAGCUAUCAUGAAGCAGAUGGCGCCACCUGGAGCCCCCUCAUCCUCCAUGAACCCUCCGCUUCAGCACCAAUCCAGUGCUCACAGCCUCCAGAGCCAGCCCAGCUUCGGAAGCAUCACCUCGCCCGUUGGCUAUCAGCCUUCCCCUAUCCAAGCUCCCAUGCAGCAGGGUACACAGGGUACUGGCGGGUUCUUUGAUGGUGCCACGCAAGGCAGACAGGGCGGCUUGUCGAACGUCGGACCCGGCAUGCUGGGAACUGACUUCGGUGGCCAAGAUCAACUUCCUGCUCUCCUCGAUCGUUUGAAUGUUCGCCAGGACCCCUUUGCCUUUGGCAACUCCGGUUCAUUCGCCGCUCGCCAGCCCGACAACUUCUUGCAGUCCCAGCAGGUCUCUCAGAUGCUUCAGGACCGUGCUCAGCUCCAGCAGGAACAGGAAGAUUUCGAUAAGGCCCACGAGGAUGAUCCAUUCGACCAGCAUGCCCGCGAGGAACGCCUUCGCCAAUUCCAUGCACUUCGUGCCCAGGAAGGCGAGAUGGGUAUGCGCACUGCCGAGGGCCUGCCUACUCACCCCGUCGCUGCAUCUCAGCAGCAUGAGGCCGAGGUCGCCGCCGAGAUGGAGGAGGCAGCUCACCAGCUGACUGACUCUGUCACCGGCACCGAGCCCCUCACCCUAUCCCAGCAAGUCCACAAGGCUGCUUCCGCCCAGCGCCAGCAGCAACAGGAGCACGAGCAGAGCCACGGUCCUUCCGAGUCUGUUUGGAAGAUUGAUCAUGCUAUGCCCCAGCCCUUCCCUCCCCCUCCUUCCGCCUCGCCUUUGCCCGCUCCCACUGCCCAGCGCAACCGUCAGAAUGUUGCCGAGUCUCUGGCCACUGGCUCGCGUUCUCAGACCCAGACCCCCGUCGACGCAGCCCCUACCUCUGUCGCACCGUGGGCCAAGGAGGCCAAUGACCUGCCUAAGGGUCCCUCUUUGAAGGAAAUUCAGGAAGCCGAGGCUCGCACUGCUGCUCAGCGUGAGGAAGUCGCUGCCGCUGCUCGCCGCGCACAGUUCCUCGCCGAGCAGGAACGUCUCAGCCAGGCUCAAGCACAGGCUGCUCCUGGUCUUCCUUCGUCCGCCAACUGGGCCAGCAGUGGAUCCCCUGCCACCCCAGCCUCCACCGGCUCCCCAUGGGCCAACAAGAGCGCGCCUGUUCCUACUGGUGCCGCCACCAAGAAGACCCUUGCUCAGAUCCAGAAGGAAGAGGAGGCUCGCAAGAACCGUGCGGCUGCUGCCGCUGCCGCUGCUAUGGCUGCCACUCCUAGCCCUCCUGUUCCCUCUUCCACUGGCAAGCGUUACGCUGACCUUGCCAGCAAGGGUCCCGUCCCCGCUGCUCCCACCGGCCCAGGCUCCAGUGCCUGGACUACCGUCGGUGCCAGUGGUAAGGUCAAGGGUGCACCCACCGCACCUCUCGGACCCCGCUCUUCCAGCGGAGUCGCCCCCAUCUCGCCUGUCAUUGCCAAGCCUCGUCCUGUCAUCACUCCCCGCACUGUGACCAGCGGCAGUCUCCCCCAGUCCAACCCCAACCAAGCCGUUGAGGAGUUCACCAAGUGGGCCACUCUCAGCCUGAGCAAGGGGUUGAACACCGGCAUCAAUGUCGACGAUUUCGUCCAACAGCUUCUCUUCCUCCCCGCCGAGGCGGAGAUCAUUUCCGACUCCGUCUACGCGAACUCGCAGACCCUUGACGGUCGCCGUUUCUCGGAAGAGUUCAUUCGUCGCCGCAAGCUCGCUGACAAGGGUAUUGUUGACCCUGUCUCUCCCAGUGCUUUCGGCGAGCAGAAGAACGGCGGUGGCUGGAGUGAAGUCGCUAAGAAGGGCUCUGCCGCUACUGUUGUCGCAGCUGCUCAGCGUGAAGAAGAGGCUGCUACUUCUGCUUUCAAGGUUGUCGCUCCCCGCAAGAAGGGUAAGCGUUAA
Molecule: messenger RNA, 4500 nt
Organism: Penicillium brevicompactum
Lineage: Eukaryota; Fungi; Ascomycota; Eurotiomycetes; Eurotiales; Aspergillaceae
Product: GYF domain-containing protein
Exons: 4
Coding region: 1-4500 (1499 amino acids)
Molecular function (GO): protein binding
Source: RefSeq, a predicted model, not a curated record